CCCUCGGCGCAAACGUGACUGCACAUUACAAUUCUAACACCAAACCCAUCCAAACUCUUCAAGUCAGCUUCCCUGCACUUCAAUGUACCCAAGCAGACCUCUCCUCCGAGUCUGCCGUGAAGAGUAUGUUCGAUGCGCUCUCGGAAACGCCGUUCGGCCCCAUCGUCGAUAUGACCAUUGAACAAUGGGACCACACCAUCGGCGCAAACCUCACCUCGAGCUUCCUGGUCUGCCGCGAAUUCUUGCGCCACAUGCGUGCAGCAACAGAAAGCGUGAAAGACAGGGCUGCAAUUGUGCUCAUCGGGAGCACAUCAGGCAAAUAUGGCGAGGCAAAUCAUGGCGAUUAUGCUAUCAGCAAGAGUGCGAUGAUGUAUGGUUUGACGACGACACUCAAAAGCGAGAUUGUGAAGAUCGCACCGAGGGGACGCGUGAAUUGUAUUGCACCUGGAUGGGUUCCGACGCCAAUGGUACAAGAGGCACUGAAUGAUCCGGCCGUCAGCGGACCUAUAUUAGCUGCCACUCCGUUGAAAAAAUUUGCGACGCCUCUCGACGUUGCAAACCAGAUAGCGAUACUGUCUUCAUCAGCGGUCUCAGGACAUGUAACUGGGCAGGUAAUCUUCGUAGAAGGCGGUUGUGUAGGAGACCUCUGAGUUAACUACGAGUGAGUGAUUUGAAAUGCAGGAUUUGUGGCUGGGUAUAGUACUCGAAAUAGUUUCGGGAAUUUCAUUUUCACCGCACGAAUUUUGCCCAGAGCGCACAAAUGAUUUGUAGUAUAGACGUGAGUAUUUCCAGCCAGACAUUGGGAUCUUUUUAGAAUGAAGAGUGUAUGCAGGAUGUUAAUUAAUUAAUAUUUAGCAUCAAUUAA
Suillus subaureus is the source of this 865-nucleotide messenger RNA. RefSeq lists its product as uncharacterized. The record is from RefSeq and is a predicted model, not a curated record. The transcript is spliced from 4 exons. Lineage: Eukaryota; Fungi; Basidiomycota; Agaricomycetes; Boletales; Suillaceae. The coding region runs from base 126 to 650 and encodes 174 amino acids.